Messenger RNA from Neltuma alba, 475 nucleotides. Its product is annotated as COBW domain-containing protein 1-like. Gene Ontology annotation, cellular component: cytoplasm. Lineage: Eukaryota; Viridiplantae; Streptophyta; Magnoliopsida; Fabales; Fabaceae. The transcript is spliced from 3 exons. The annotation marks the transcript as partial. The record is from RefSeq and is a predicted model, not a curated record.
CUCAGUGUUCAUCCAUUUCAUACAAGAAUGACGACCAAGUAUUUGACAUUAAGAGCUUCUACUAAAACCCUCGUCCAACUUCUUCAACCUUCUGUUCAACAUUCUGGGCCGGUUUCUCAAUUCAUUAGAAGCUUUCAUUCAUUCGUUUCCCGAGAAUUUGAUGCUCGAAGAUUUCAGAACUCUUAUCCUGGAAGUUGCAGGGGCAUGGUCUGUGCUCCAAAUUACAAUCUCGAUGAAGCUGGUGCUGCUGCGCUCGCCCGUGAUGAUCCUGUUCCAGCUACUGUGAUAACAGGUUUUCUUGGUUCUGGAAAGACGACUCUCCUAAAUCACAUUCUGACGUCCCAACAUGGCAAACGGAUAGCUGUCAUUGAAAACGAGUUUGGUGAGGUGGAUAUUGACGGAUCAUUGGUCGCUAGUCAUUCUUCCGUGAGUGAAGACAUUGUCAUGGUUAAUAAUGGCUGGGCCAUGCUGCACU